Messenger RNA from Nannospalax galili (Upper Galilee mountains blind mole rat), 3435 nucleotides. RefSeq names its product F-box and leucine rich repeat protein 12 (gene Fbxl12). Gene Ontology annotation, biological process: SCF-dependent proteasomal ubiquitin-dependent protein catabolic process. Gene Ontology annotation, cellular component: SCF ubiquitin ligase complex. The transcript is spliced from 3 exons. NCBI's taxonomy places the organism in Eukaryota, Metazoa, Chordata, Mammalia, Rodentia, Spalacidae. The record is from RefSeq and is a predicted model, not a curated record. Gene Ontology annotation, molecular function: protein binding. Bases 1828 to 2808 code for a protein of 326 amino acids.
UUAGGCCGGGCGUGGUGGCGCACGCCUUUAAUCCCAGCACUCGGGAGGCAGAGGCAGGCGGAUCUCUGUAAAUUCAAGGCCAGCCUGGUCUUGAGUUCCAGGACAUCUGGGGCUACAGAGAGACCCUGUCUCAAAAAGGAGCAAAAAAAGAAAGGUUUUUUUGAAAUAGGGUAUCACUAUAUAGUCCACACUGAGCUUCGUGAACUUCCUGCCUCAGCCUCCCGAAUUACUGGAUUAUAGGCCUACACCAUCACGACUGGCAAAUUACUUGCAUUUUAUUUGGGGCAUAUUUGUGUGUGUCUGUGUGUGCUCGCGCACUCGCCCUAUAUGUGUGGAAUCGAACUACAUACCGUUCUCUUGUACAUUCGUAGUGCUAAGUAUCAAACCCAGGACCUUGCCCAUGUUAAGCACACUACUUCACUACCGAAUGACCAUAUAGAUUCGGUGGGAGGGUCAACACAGUCUCUGUGGAGAUCACCUUGACAGACAUCUCUAAAUGAAAAAUCCAACAGGGCCUUAUGCUUAACCAAUACCAUAUUUUGUGUAGGCAGCAAAAAAAGUUUCGCUUUCUGUUGGGGCUUUAGAGAUCGCCACGCCCUGGACCCGCCUCCUUCGCUUGAUGAUCCUACCCAGACUCCCCACAAUUAUGGUCUCCAGUGACUUCCCGCCCUUCCUUAUGGUCUGGAUCGGUUCCAAAUUCACUGCAGAGCCUAGUUCCUACCCUUCAACACCUCUCAGACUAUUUAUUUAUUUAUUAUUUAUUUAUUUAUUUAUUUUCGGUACUGGAGAGUAAGUCUCACGCAAGCUCUCUACCACUGUUUAUACCAGCCUUUCCUACCCCCCACUUCUUUUGCGAUGUUGGGGGGAUCGAACCCAGGGCCUGAGCUGCACAUCCAGCCCCAGGCCCUGCCCCCAGGGAUGCUUAGAGGGCUCUGUCCUUGUUUAAUGAUGACUCUGAUCUUAUCCCACAGCCUCUCCUAUCCUGCCCACCCAUUCUAGGCUUGCCCCUUGUGAUUCAGCUAAACUUUAUAGGCUUGGUCGUCAGCUCCAGCCAGGGUUCUUGCUAUGCCUUAGCCUCUUCCCCCUCAAGUUUCUCCCGGUGUUGUCUGACACCAGCUUUGUCUGCUCCUGCCGGCGCUGGAGCCACGCCUCCGGGGUUUGCAGCUUGUUCUCUGCGGGGCUCCCAGGCUCCGGCCAAGCGCUCGGGCCGCUCCCGGCCCAGUCACGCCUCUGGUUUGCUGCCCUCAACCCCGCCCCUUGAUCCAGACAUGCUCCUUAGCCUCUCCAGAUCCCUGAGCAUCUCUUCUCCCACUCCCUCCCUCCUGGCUUGUUGCCUGCCCUCAGCACCGCCCUCUUUGAUCACGCUACCCCGCCCCCGGCCCUGGCCGCUCUCCUCAGCCACGCCCCCUGGCCUCUCCCUGGCCUGGUCUCACGGCUUGUCUGCUCUCAGUUACGCCCUCUGGGCUUGAAGCCUGCCCUCAUUCCCGCCCCCUCUCUGGUCACGCCCCUGGCCUCUCCCCGCCCAAUCACGCCUCGGGUUUGCUGCGUGUUCUAGAUCCCGCCCCCUGCCCUGGCCACGCCCCCGGGCCGCUCCCUGCUGGAGUCGCGCCAACCGCAGCCUGGUCAGUCUUUGGCACCGGUCUCCGAGCUAUCGCGAAACCUGGCUCGCUCUUGCCGCACUCCCAGCCCCUUCCUGAGACAGUAAAGUGGGACUCCCGGGCCGGCCUCUGAAAGUCGCACCCGGCCCGCCAACCCCUGCCACCUCAACGCCCUCAGGGGAGCGCGGCCUGGCCGCCACCGGAAGCGGAAACCCGGAAUCACAGGACCAUGGCGACAGUGUUUGAACUGCCGGACUUGGUGCUCUUGGAGAUCUUCUCCUAUCUGCCGGUCCGGGACCGGAUCCGCAUCUCCAGGGUCUGUCACCGCUGGAAGAGGCUAGUGGACGACCGGUGGCUGUGGCGACACGUUGACCUGACGCUCUACACCAUGCGGCCGAAAGUGAUGUGGCACCUGCUGCGCCGGUACAUGGCGUCGCGGCUACACUCCCUGCGCAUGGGCGGCUACCUGUUCUCAGGUUCGCAGGCCCCACAGCUGUCCCCCGCCCUGAUGCGGGCCCUGGGUCAUAAGUGCCCGAAUCUGAGGCGCCUGUGCCUGCAUGUAGCAGACCUGAGCACAGUGCCCAUCACCAGCCUUCCAGGCACGCUGAGGACCCUGGAGCUGCACAGCUGCGAGAUCUCCAUGGCCUGGCUGCUGAAGGAGCAGGACCCCACUGUGCUGCCGCUUCUCGAGUGCAUUGUGCUGGAUCGCGUGCCAGCCUUCCGUGAUGAGCACCUGCAGGGCCUCACGCGCUUCCGGGCCCUGCGCUCCCUUGUGCUCGGUGGCACCUACCGCGUCACUGAGACCGGCCUGGAUACUAGCCUGCAGGAGCUCAGCUACUUGCAGAGGCUGGAGGUGCUGGGCUGCACUCUGUCAGCUGACAGCACCCUGCUGGCCAUCAGCCGCCAUUUGCGAGAUGUGCGAAAGAUCCGCCUGACAGUCGGGGGCCUGUCAGCCCAAGGCCUGGUGUUUCUGGAGGGCAUGCCGGCCCUUGAGAGCCUGUGCCUCCAGGGGCCUCUCAUCACUCCAGAAAUGCCCACCCCCGCUCAGAUUGUGAAGUCCUGCCUCACCAUGCCCAAGCUCAGAGUGCUGGAGGUGCAGGGCCUGGGCUGGGAGGGCCAGGAGGCCGAAAAAGUUCUGUGCAAGGGCCUGCCACACUGCAUGGUCAUUGUCAGGGCCUGCCCCAAAGAGUCCAUGGACUGGUGGAUGUGACACUGCCAGCCCUGCGGGUCAGAGCUGGCCCUCCAAGCAGCAAAUUGAAGCAUGGGAAUUAAUCAGGUGCAAGGGGACUGAAGGUCUGAAGGAGAGGAAUCAAGGACCUGGGGACCUCCAGAGCUGGGGUUCUCUGCUUGAUGGGUGACCUCAGUCCUGUCACUCAGCCUCCCUGAAGCCCCAUACUCAUGUCUAGGAAUAGCCAUCAUAGCUACCUCAUGAUUCUUUUGCAAAGCCUUAUUCUCUUUUUUUCUAGUACUGGGGAUUGAACCCAUGGCCCUGGGCAAGUUAGGCAAGCCUUAAUUAUAACAAAUCCUUGACUCCGGAAGACCCUUGAGACAGGGGUGUUCUCAGGGUCACCCUCAGGAACAGACAGGUGCAGGUAGGUAGGGUUCAGGGCCCUUACAGGGCCUGGAAGGAAUUAUCUAUGCAUGUGCACACACCUGUCUGUCUACCUACAGGCAUGGAGAUUCAAGGACAAGAAAAUGCCCCCGAGUUAUCCAAGUGUUCUUUUAAGUUCUCAAAUGGGUUUUCUGUGUUUUGUAUCCUGCCUUUUUCAAGUUUUCUACAGCAUAUAAUAUUUUACUAUUAAAAAAAAUCACUUAAAAAAUACAUUCCAUGUAUUCA